This is a messenger RNA of Hibiscus syriacus, 819 nucleotides long. RefSeq names its product dual specificity protein kinase lkh1-like. Gene Ontology annotation, cellular component: nucleus. NCBI's taxonomy places the organism in Eukaryota, Viridiplantae, Streptophyta, Magnoliopsida, Malvales, Malvaceae. Bases 1 to 819 code for a protein of 272 amino acids. Gene Ontology annotation, biological process: protein phosphorylation. Gene Ontology annotation, molecular function: protein kinase activity; ATP binding. The transcript is spliced from 6 exons. The record is from RefSeq and is a predicted model, not a curated record.
AUGUUUGAGAACCAAAUAGAUCACCUUCGAGAUUUUACAUAUGCAACUGCUUCUACAUCAGUUAUGUUUCUCUCAGACGGUUUCGGUUUACGGUUAUCCUAUCUUCGUGAGCUGGAUGAAAUGGAUAGUAUUCGGAAGGCAUUCUUCGCCUUUCCAGUCUUCCUGGUUGUUACUCAAAAUUAUGAUGGCGUCGUACCGGAGAAGCUCCCGGGUUCCUAUUUUAAGAAUCUUCCAAAGUCGAGCGCAAUAAAGCUGAUUGAUUUUGGGAGUACAACAUUUGAACACCAGGAUCAUAGCUACGUGGUGUCUACUCGACAUUAUCGUGCACCAGAAGUCAUACUUGGUCUUGGAUGGAACUAUCCUUGUGACUUGUGGAGUGUGGGUUGCAUACUGGUUGAACUCUGCUCUGGUGAGGUACUUUUCCAAACUCAUGAGAACCUAGAGCAUCUUGCCAUGAUGGAGAGGGUUUCAGGGCCAUUACCCCAACAUAUGGUGGUCAGAGCUGACCGUUGUGCUGAGAAAUAUUUCCGGAGGGGCACACAUUUGGAUUGGCCUGAGGGUGCUACUUCAAGAGAAAGCUUGCCGGAGGUACCAUCAUACAAGAAGUCGAUACCCAGAAAACACCAAUACUCGCCCAAUAAGAACAUUCACAUCCAAAUACUUGAACCUGUCAUCGCUGUCGAUCAAGUGAAAUCAUCAUCAGCGUCGCUAGAAUCUUGCCCUGACGAAGAAAAUUCAGCGGUUAAGUCGGAGGAAGAAAAGUGUUCGUUUGGUAGAAACAACAAGGCUGCAAGGAGUGCUCGUUCCAAAUACCUGUGA